AUGCUUUAUCCAACAACUGAAUAUGCUUAUGUUGAUGAAAAUGGUCAAAAUAUUGAUACACCACCAUCAACAACAAGAUAUAUACAACAUUUCUAUACCGAGAGUAACGAACAACCAGCUUCCACUCAAAUGAUUUUGGAUGACAAUAAUUUCGAUAGUAAUCAACAACAAGUACAAUAUCGACCAAUUGUUAUUGAUGGUUCACAACCAUUAGCAAAAUGUAGUGUACUUUAUUUGGGUACGGCUAUUUCUUCGCCUGGUCAACGUGGUAUCGAUGCUAUACAAGAACCUUUAUCCCGCCGAUAUCCAGUAGAUGGUAAAGAAGUUGUUCGAGGUAUUGAAGCGUGGCUAUCUAUAUAUGAUAAUGGUUUACAAUUACAAUUUGCUCGUGAUCCAUCUGUUGUUUUAUUUUAUCCAAUACGAUCCCUUGUCUAUUGUGCGAGUAUUCGUUUUGCAACACGAACACAAACAGGUGCGGAAUUUCCAAAUGGUUGGCGUUUUGUUCCGUUGGAUUCACCAGCUGCAGCUCGAGUAGAAAAUACACGAAAUCCACCUUUAUUUGCUGUAACUUUUCGACGUACUCGUCAUUUACCUGUUGAUGAAUGUCAUUCUUUUGUAACAAAAACAAGACAAGCUGCAUUAGCACUAGUUCAAGCUUGCUUUAGUGCUUAUCAAGCAACUGUACCUCAACAAGAUUGUUCAAAAGUCCCACUUUAUUUUAAAGUUGAUGAUUAUGGAUCGAAAAAUAAAGAAAUUGAUAAUGAAAUACGUAUUGUACCAGCACCCGAUCGAGAACGAACAUUAGAUUAUCAAACAAAUACAGAAGGUGGUGGUUUUUAUUAUAAAACAGAUCGUGUACCUAUUGAUACAUGGCAAUUAUGGGAACAUCAUAAACAUGACAAUGAUCGAUCAACAAGUAAAAAUCGUUCUAUAACAUCAAGAUCUCGUUCAUGUAGUUCAAGUCGUACAAGCGCUUCUUCAUCAUGUACAUCAUCGUCUUCUUCGUGUUCCUCAUGUCAUCAUAGUCGUCGGAGUCGCCGAAGUCGUCGUCGUCGACGACGAUUAGCAUCAAUGGCAUCAGUUAAUACUAUCCAACGGCAACAGCAGCAGCAGCAGCAGCAACAACAACACCAACAGCAACAACCACAAUCCUUUCAAGCACCUGACUCACAAUCGUUAUUUACAAAUACUAUUAAUACGGCGGCAACCACUCCUGUUCCACAAUCAGCACAAUCCAAUGUUGAUCCAUAUGCACCAGCACCGAAUUUAAUUCGUGUUGAACGUAUAAAAGAUGUUAAUUCAGGUCAAGAUGUAUUUAUUCGAUGGAUCAGUGAAACAAAUCCUUCAUCAACAGUAAAUGAUGAACAACAAAAUUCUGCACCACAACAAGCUUAUUCUACCCAACCCCCGUCAAAUUCAGGAGCAAAUUAUCGUUAUCAAUUAGAACAAGACUUACCAAGUGAAUUAGAACAAAUGGCAUUAGAAGAUGAACAUCUACGAAAAUCACUUUUAUUUGAUGAUAGAUCACCAUCAAUAUCAUCGAAUUAUAAACAGAAGAAAUAUAAAAAACGGGGAAGUCAUCGUAGUUUUGAUAAUGAUAAAGUUAGUUAUGAAGUUGUAAAUGGAUUUUUUGAAGAUCGUCAAGGUAAACGACGUCCAAUAAAACUUGAUCGUCCCCAUAUGAAUACGAUGGUUAAAGACUAUCGACAUUUAUUUAAUGAUCCAGUUAAUUCAUCUGUGGUACCAAAUGAUCGUCGUCUUAUUCAUCCAGCAACAUCAGUAGUUCAUCCCGCAAUUCGAGAACAACAACAACAACAACAACUACAACCACAAGUUCAACCACAACAACAACAACAACCACAAUUUCCUAUACUUACAUUUCCUCGAACAAAUCAACAAUUGAUGAGACCAUACGGAGCACCAUUUAUUCCACGUGCUGCACCUAUGUAUCCACAACAAUCAUUCCCAACAACACCAUUAUUUUCUCAGCCAAAUUUUAUAAACGGAUCACCUAUGGCACAUCCUCCAUAUUGGUAUCGACCAAUGUAG
Molecule: messenger RNA, 2049 nt
Organism: Adineta steineri
Lineage: Eukaryota; Metazoa; Rotifera; Eurotatoria; Adinetida; Adinetidae
Source: the annotation of a GenBank genome assembly